AUGGGGUGCCAUGGGGAGUCCUGUGACUGCUUCAGACUGGUCUCAACCUGCCACCUCAGACAGAUCCCUUCUUGCCUCCGGCUCUUCUUUCUCAUCCGAGAUACCCUCCGUGGCCUCGCCAGCUCCUGGUGGAGUGGAGUUCUCCUGCUGUCUCUCCUCCUCUCCUUGGAGCAGACCACAGCAUCGUAUACCGCCAAGAUCAAACAUAAAGUGGGGGAGUGUCCUCCGAAGCGGUUGGAAUGCAAAAAUGAGAGUUUGAGCUCCUGCAUAACAGACUUCAACUGUGAGGCGCAUUUCAAGUGUUGCCAUUUUGCCUGCGGGAAGAGGUGCAUGGAUCCCUACGAAGAGCCCUGCAUGUUACCUGCAGACAAAGGAGACUGUUCCAGCAAUUUGAUGCGCUGGUAUUUUGACUCUGAGAAGCACCAGUGCAGGGCCUUUAUAUACAGUGGAUGCCAUGGGAAUUCGAACAACUUCCUCAGCAAGACUGACUGCAGGAAUGCUUGCAUGUUAAUUGAGAAGAAAGGACAGUGCCCGCUGUUCCCUUUCCAAAUGCGGAUGGAGUGCCCAGCCUCCUGUAAGAAUGACAUGGAUUGCCCGGACAAGGAGAAAUGCUGUGAGUCCAAGUGUGGCUUUAUCUGUGCCCAAGCCUGGCUAGUCAAAACAGGCUUCUGCCCGAGGAAGCCCGUUGUGUGCUCUAAGAUCGACAAGCCCAAGUGCCUGCAGGACAGCGACUGUCCUCUGGACGAGAAAUGCUGUACACGCUGUGGACUGAAGUGCUUGGAGCCCAGACACUGA
Messenger RNA from Apodemus sylvaticus (European woodmouse), 795 nucleotides. RefSeq names its product WAP four-disulfide core domain 8 (gene Wfdc8). Lineage: Eukaryota; Metazoa; Chordata; Mammalia; Rodentia; Muridae. Gene Ontology annotation, molecular function: serine-type endopeptidase inhibitor activity. The record is from RefSeq and is a predicted model, not a curated record. Gene Ontology annotation, cellular component: extracellular region.